GCACUGUAUAAGGUUUCCCAAGAUGUACUACAUGGUAUUGUACUUUGCCGUAGUGCUUUCAGACGUAAAAAAACAUCAUUUCGGCGAUAGUUCCGGGGUGCUUUGCUUUUGGCUCCUCCUCUUGUCCAGGGCCGGAAGUCUCAGUACAUGGCCUGGACGAUCAAUCUGCCCACCCUCGCGCAGAAGAAACGUACCGAAACAAUCCCCGCCCCCGCUGAUCCUGGAGUCCUUGUACGAGGAUGAGCGGCUGGCUGGCUGGAACCAAGGAUAAAGUGGGAAGACACGAGUCAAGUGGCAUCAACAGGGACAAAAGCACCGACGAUUCUGGAUUUGAAGCAGGGAGGGUUUCCGGACUUUCCGUGUUUCCCGGCCCAGUGCCGCCGCCAUUUCUCUUCUUGAGC
Microdochium trichocladiopsis is the source of this 401-nucleotide messenger RNA. RefSeq lists its product as uncharacterized. Bases 23 to 271 code for a protein of 82 amino acids. The transcript has a single exon. NCBI's taxonomy places the organism in Eukaryota, Fungi, Ascomycota, Sordariomycetes, Xylariales, Microdochiaceae. The record is from RefSeq and is a predicted model, not a curated record.